Molecule: messenger RNA, 735 nt
Organism: Ictalurus punctatus (channel catfish)
Lineage: Eukaryota; Metazoa; Chordata; Actinopteri; Siluriformes; Ictaluridae
Gene: npy
Product: neuropeptide Y
Biological process (GO): neuropeptide signaling pathway; feeding behavior
Cellular component (GO): extracellular region
Molecular function (GO): neuropeptide Y receptor binding; neuropeptide hormone activity
Source: RefSeq, marked provisional
AGGCACGACUCCCAGCUUCACAGUGUUCAACUCUACACCCAGGAGCUGAAGAAGGGGCGAAGACAACCAGAACAUCAACUAACUAUGCGUCCUCGUGCAAACGUGUGUGUCGGCUGGGCCGCAUGCAUUUUGCUUGUUGUGUGUUUGUGCGUGCUGGCUGAAGGAUAUCCAACAAAGCCGGAGAACCCAGGAGAGGAUGCACCUGUUGAGGAACUAGCCAAGUAUUACUCCGCAUUGAGACAUUACAUCAACCUCAUAACGAGGCAGAGGUAUGGCAAAAGGUCCAACACUGAUGUAUUAACCCCAGACCUGCUGUUUGGAGAGGCAGAGAUACGACUGCAGUCCAGAUAUGAUGACCCUUUGAUGUGGUGAUAUCAGUGUAGACAAAUAUGUCUAUGCUUGUUCAGUCAACAUUUCCAUCACUGUUAGAGGCAAUAACUUAUGACAUCAUCAAAAAUGGCUACUUCCACCACUCCAUUGCAUUGAACUUUUUUGUUCUCAUAUGUGGUAAAUCUCUAGCAAGCACAAGGCUACACCAAACUUGUUAGUUAAAGAGUUUGUAACAGUGUUAGGUCUGUUUAGAACAUAACUGCAUGGUUUCAUCUACUGCUCAUGAGAUCAUGAAACAUCAUUGAUUUGCAUGUAAUUCCCAGCAUCCCCUAUGUAUAUACACAGUAGAUAUAUAGACUUACUGUAUUUAUGUUUGUUGUCUGCAAUGUAGCUGCACUAAUAAAG